AUGGCGGAAGGCGACCGCGACGCUUAUCGCCGCCAGCAGGCUGCGCUCGCGAGAGAAAAGGAGAUCAUGAAGGAUGUCAAAGGUUGGGUGAUUGAUAUCCUUCGAUCGAUCUCUUGCUUCCGCUCGGCAUUCUACCCGCUACUUGAUAUCCAGCCUGGGUCAAGUGUGUACAACAAUCCCAAAUAUCACUCGCCGGAGAUUGUCAUCCUGUGA
This is a messenger RNA of Pleurotus ostreatus (oyster mushroom), 213 nucleotides long. RefSeq lists its product as uncharacterized. The record is from RefSeq and is a predicted model, not a curated record. The transcript is spliced from 2 exons. Bases 1 to 213 code for a protein of 70 amino acids. NCBI's taxonomy places the organism in Eukaryota, Fungi, Basidiomycota, Agaricomycetes, Agaricales, Pleurotaceae.